Messenger RNA from Exophiala viscosa, 801 nucleotides. RefSeq lists its product as uncharacterized. Gene Ontology annotation, molecular function: carbon-nitrogen ligase activity, with glutamine as amido-N-donor. Lineage: Eukaryota; Fungi; Ascomycota; Eurotiomycetes; Chaetothyriales; Herpotrichiellaceae. Gene Ontology annotation, cellular component: mitochondrion. The transcript is spliced from 2 exons. Bases 102 to 719 code for a protein of 205 amino acids. The record is from RefSeq and is a predicted model, not a curated record.
CCUCUUCUCAGUUUCACUGAAAGCGUGAUAUAUUUUUCUACAUUGAAACCACCCCGUCGCACCCGUCUCCUCCCAAAUUCUCCAUCCGCCCACAACCCAGCAUGUCUUCGGCAUGCACAAUGAGAUCACUUCCUCUCGCCGAGCGAGCAGUUUGCAGACGAUGUCUCUACCGGAACGCAAUCACCGGCCUACGAUGGAGCUCUACAUCGUCCACAACUCCUUCUGCAUCACCACUCCUAGCCAAACUGAAGAAUGACCUCAAGUCCGCGAUGCGAGCCAAAGACACCGCAAGGUUAAACGUCAUCCGGGGCACCAUAUCAGAGAUCAACCGAGCGGCCAGCGGGUCGAACCCCAUCAACACGGAUAUGCAGGUCCUAGCACUGCUGCGCAAGCGCAAAGGAGCGUCCGAGCAAGCAAAGAAAGAGGCCGAAGAUGCGAAAAGAGACGACCUGGCCGAGAAAGAAGCCAAAGAGAUCGUUGUCCUCGACGAACUGACGUCCAGUGUGCAACUGAUGACGCCUGUGGAAAUGAGAAAGAUCGUACGAGCAAGACUAGAGUCACUGAGAUCGUCCACGUCUGGCGAACUAAAGCCUGGACCAGUUCUGAAAGAGUUGCUCAAGCCUGGGGGAGAUCUGGCCGAUGAGCCGCUUGACAAGAAGGUGUUGGCUGAACUUGUCCGGGAAGAACUGCUCAGCAACCACGGUAAUACUACAUCGUGAUUUGGCAACGCCAUUUUUUGUAAGCUGCUCCAUCUUCCGGGAGGCGCGCUCCGGUGAAGAACGUGUGAGAUAUUAUAUGAGG